AUUCAAGGAAACGGGCGAACACAGCACUUUUUUUUUUUUACUUUCCAUAAUGUUCUAGCCUCCGCAUAGCACACGUCUUUAAUAAGGAGAAACUGAUAUAUUGGAUGUGGGUCCCUAUGGAAGCCGUUCGCCUCUGAGGAGCUGGGAAUCUCUGCCCAGUCAAGGGAGACCCCCUCAAUUGUUUCCUGCGCCAAGAACUGUAAAGACAUGGUCAUCACACCGCAGCUGUGAUGAACAGCAAGCAGUGAACGUGAGGACGUGUCAGAGGAUGCUCCUGAUCUGCGGGACCCAGUGUUGAGGGAGGUCCACAGAGUCCUGAACUGGUUGGUGUCCACCAUGUCUUACCACCAACACUACCAGCGAGGCCCCCACGGGCGCACCAUGAGCUCCGAGGAGAGGAGCUCCACGCCAGUCAACAAGACCUCCACGCCAGUUCAUAAGAGCGCCUCCUCCUCUUCUUCUUCCCAGCGCGACAGCCGGCAGGAGGCCGACAGCUGGGAAAUCAUUGAAGGGCUGAAAAUCGGUCAGAGCAACGUCCAGAGGCCUGAUAAGCAUGAGGGUUUUAUGUUGAAGAAGAGGAAAUGGCCCCUGAAAGGCUGGCACAAGCGUUUUUUUGUUCUGGACAAUGGUAUCCUGAAGUACUCAAAGUCCCCCAUUGAUAUCCAGAAAGGAAAACUGCACGGCAGCAUUGACGUCGGCCUCUCAGUGAUGUCCAUCAAGAAGAGGGCCCGUCGCAUCGACCUGGACACCGAGGAGCAUAUCUAUCACCUGAAGGUCAAAUCUCAAGAAAUCUUUGAUGCCUGGGUGUCCAAGUUGCGUCAUCACCGGCUUUACAGACAGAACGAGAUUGUGCGAUCUCCCCGGGAGGCCACCAUGCGAACAUUUCCUCCUCCGGCUGCCAUGGAGUCCCCACAACCUGCUGCGAGUGUGGUACAUGAAGCAAAGCAGGCCAAGCCAAGCAGCUUGCCAUGGCAGCCGGUGGCCCCCAGCAACAGCAGCAACAGCAGCCUGCCUGCAUCUUAUAGUAACGGCCAGAGCAAGGUGGUUGCUUGGCUGCAGGAAUCAGAGGAGAUGGACAAGUGUGCAGAGGAUCUCGCAAGAUGCCAGUCCAACCUGACCGAGCUGAGCCGGUUACUGCAGAGCCUUGAGAUUCUACAAAGGACACAGUCAGCACCCAACUUCACAGAUAUGCAGACCAAUUGUGUAGAAUUGUCAAAGAAAGAAAAGCGCUUGAACAGAAGAUGGAGAACAAAAAGUGUCGGCAAAGAUGCAAAAUUCCAGCUUCAGGUCCCUCUGUCUGCCAGCAUGUCCCCUGUCCGCCUCCACUCAUCCAAUCCCAACCUGUGUGCCGAGCUGGUGGACUUUCAGCCCCCCGUCUCCCGGCUGACAGACACCGUGGAGUGUACCAGCGACUACAUUAAACUUCAGGACGAAUUCUGCACCAUCGCCCAGAAAGUCCACUCUCUGCUGAAGUCCGCCUUCAACACUGUGGCCAUAGAGAAAGAAAAGAUCAAACAGAUUCUGUCUGACCAGGAACAGUCUGACCAGUCAGCCCAGAUCAACUCUCUCAGGAAGUCUCUGUCACAGGCCCUGUCCCAAAACGCAGAACUUCGAACUCGACUCAACCGCAUCCACUCUGAAUCUGUCCUGAAUGAACAAGUCGUCAGUGUGAACAUCAUCUCCACGCCUGAUGAGGCCGCGGAACAGAUGGGGAUCCCUCUGACUCAGCAGGCCUCUAAUGAGAGCCGACUCUCCAUGUCGGAGUCUGUCUCCGAGUUCUUUGAUGCCCAGGAAGUGCUUCUGUCAGCCAGCUCGUCGGAGAAUGAGGGCUCAGAUGAUGAGUCAUAUGUCAGCGAUGUGAGCGAUAACAUUUCCGAGGACAACGCCAGCGUGACUGAUAAUGUCUCCAGACAAAUGGCCAACGGAGACUUUGCUGGCAGUGCCUUCCGUAACGGGCGACGCACCUGCCUGCCGGCGCCGUGUCCCGACACCAGCAACAUCAACCUCUGGAACAUCUUGAGAAACAACAUCGGCAAGGACCUGUCCAAAGUGUCCAUGCCUGUGGAGCUCAACGAGCCCCUCAAUACCCUGCAGCGCAUGUGUGAAGAGCUGGAGUACAGCGAGCUGCUGGACAAAGCUGCUGAGACUGAGGAUCCCUUCGAACGCAUGGUUCUCGUCGCUGCUUUUGCCAUCUCAGGCUACUCAUCCACUUACUACAGAGCAGGAAGUAAGCCAUUCAACCCGCUACUCGGCGAGACUUAUGAAUGUAUUCGGGAAGACAAGGGCUUCUGUUUUUUCUCGGAACAGGUGAGCCACCACCCUCCCAUCUCCGCCUGCCACUGCGAGUCUAAGAACUUCACCUUCUGGCAAGAUGUGAGAUGGAAAAACAAAUUCUGGGGGAAAUCAAUGGAGAUUUUACCAAUAGGGACCGUGAAUCUCAUGAUUCCCAGGUUUGGAGAUCACUAUGAAUGGAACAAAGUCACCACGUGUGUACACAACAUCCUCAGUGGACGGCGGUGGAUCGAACACUACGGGGAGAUCACCAUCAGAAACACAAAGAGCAGCGCCUGCCUCUGCAAACUGACCUUUGUCAAGGGAAACUACUGGAGUUCUAAUGUGAACGAGGUUCAAGGAUUUGUGAUGGAUCAAGAAGGGAAAGUGAUCCACAGGCUUUUUGGAAAAUGGCACGAGGGCCUUUACUGCGGUGUCCCACCUUCUGCCAAAUGCAUCUGGAGACCAGGGUCCAUGCCCACAGACUAUGAGCUGUACUAUGGCUUCACCAGGUUCGCCAUUGAACUGAAUGAGCUUUGCCCCGAGUUGAAAGAUGUCUUGCCGCGUACAGAUGCCAGAUUCAGGCCCGAUCAAAGGUAUCUUGAAGAAGGGAACUUGGAGAUGGCAUCCUCAGAGAAGCAGCGUAUUGAGGACAUGCAGAGAGCCAGGAGGAAGUGGAACGAGGAGAACAACAUCAAACAGCCGCCACGCUUCUUCAAGAAAGUGGUUGAUGCCAAUCACAGGGAGAGGUGGGUCUCCAACAACACGUACUGGGAGCUCCGCAAAAACCCCGGCUUCAUCAAUAUGGAAUCUACAGCGACCCUGUGGUAGCAAAUGGAUGGUUCCGGCCAUCAUAUCGUCAUCGCAGACAAGAAAGCUGUUACCUAUGCACAAUAAGGUGUUAAGAGAAACGUUAAUGAUAAAACAUUCAUGUGCAUGGAUAGGAGCGGCUGCAGAGCUGAGGGAUGGCCUGAUGCCCAGCGACCCCGUCAAGGUUCUGUGGCGCUGCCACACGGUCACCCAUCCAUGGAAACAUCCUAUAGGAUCACCUUCAUUGUGCUUCUCUAAGCUGGGUUGUCGGGGCAACAAUCGUACCACUCCUAUGUAGAUCCUUCCUCAGCUCCUUCUGAGUAUGUCCUUGCCUUAAAAUGACAUGUCACACGAUUUAGCGCUUUUUUAGUUGAGGCCAUUUGAUUUCUGACAGCCGUUUGGGUUAGACUAGUCUAAGAAGUAGACAUUUUGAUUACCUACAAUACCGUGCAUGCUUAGAGAGCAGCUUUCACUGGCAUAAAGCCGUAUUUACUAUAUGAUCAAUUAUUGUAGAAAAAAAAGAGGUAUUUUUAUAAAAUAUCUUGGACUCAGAAUUUAGUGACAAAGUACUAUGUGAACUGGCAGAUUUUAUUUAUUCUUGCCUUUUAAUACUGUUGAAUCUGUGCGAUAGCAGUACUAUCUCUCGGGAAACAAAUCAUUUACUUCAAACACCCUCCCCCAGCUGGGCCUAGCCUCCCUUCAAUCACCAGUCCUCGCCCUCCCCUGCCCCACUGUCUAAUUAUAAAUGCUGUUACAUGAAACCAACUCCUCUGAAUCACAUGGUUACAUAAAUACAUACAUAACCCCCUCCAUGUACAGUGGGCACACGUUCAGUCUGUCUCUGAACGUGGCGCAGAUAAAUGUCUCGUUUUCAGUGAAAUAACAAACACUCAAACAUCAUCUAAAUGUCAAGACCUCAGAAAAGAUAGUGUAGUAGGUUGUAGAGAUUAUAAAGCCUUCUCACACCCUUUUGUGAUUAUGAGCUUUAUGAAGAGAGCUGACAGCGAAACACGAGUAAAACAAACACAUAUUUCCAUUAUGAGACCAACCACUCAUUUACUGCACAUCCAUCCACACCUCUAUAGAGCUUAUUUCUGAUUAAAAUGAUUUAAUCAAUGAAUUCCUAAUUUUUCUGUCAAAAAUAAUGACAAAUUCCCGUCACAGUUUGCCAAAGCGACGUCUCAAAUGCACAUCCUUGUU
This is a messenger RNA of Toxotes jaculatrix (banded archerfish), 4281 nucleotides long. RefSeq names its product oxysterol binding protein-like 6 (gene osbpl6). The record is from RefSeq and is a predicted model, not a curated record. Bases 337 to 3102 code for a protein of 921 amino acids. The transcript has 23 exons. Gene Ontology annotation, cellular component: intracellular membrane-bounded organelle; cytosol; plasma membrane. Gene Ontology annotation, molecular function: cholesterol binding. NCBI's taxonomy places the organism in Eukaryota, Metazoa, Chordata, Actinopteri, Toxotidae.